GUUGUGCAUGACAUUCAUGAUUCUGAAGUGGUUAUCUUUUGUUUUUGAAUAAUAGUAAGAAAAAAAAAGUAUACGGAAUACGAAGGGCAAUAUGAAGGGCAACGGGAGGGUUAAUGAAUGGCAACGAAAGUAGGGGAGGGGGCUCUCUGUUCUGCUUUAAAAUCAGCUUCUCAAGCUUAAUCUUCAUGUAAAGUAAAUGGGUGGCCAGAUUUGAUCCAGCUAAACCAACUCUACUUUGUCGCUCUUAACCUUCAGUUUCAGCCCCAAAGUGAGGAAACAGCAGGGUCAAGAAAAACAUUCUCAGGCUCCAGCUGAAAAGCUCUUAUUUUGAAAUCCUCCAAACAACCUAAGUAGUUCUUCCUGGAUCAAGAGCAGGAGCACACCAGAGCACAACAGUCUUGUGAGUGCAGCCCAGUCUAUCCCUGAUUUCUGCAAGUUUCUGCAAGCUGACUUCUCAUCUCAUCUCAUCAGUUUCAUAUUUGGCCUUUACCUGCAUCGCUGGCUAUGGAAGAGGAAAAACCAUGGGCUCUGCUCUCAGCUGCGGGCGAGCAGGAUUACCUUGAAGCACUCACUGACAUAAUGAAAAAACACUUCCAGAUCAUUUGCUACAGAGACUUUCUACAAAACCCUCAGCUACAUGGUCCUAAAAUCCAGGCCAUAUUAGUGUGGGGCGCCUGUCCUGCAGCCAAGCCCUCGAUGCUCAGUUUACUCCCAUCACUGAAGGUGGUCGCAAAUGGAGGAGUGGGCAUCGACCACCUUGAUGUGCCGUACAUCAACAGUCUUGGGGUGAAGGUGACCAACACGCCCGGUGUGGUGAGUGACGCCACUGCAGAUAUUUCCAUGGGUCUGCUUCUGGCAUCGGCACGGAAAAUUGUCGAGGGUCACCAAAUAGCUGUUGACCCUAAGACCACCCAUAUACCACAAUGGCUGAUGGGAGUUGAAGUCACAGGAUCGACUCUGGGGAUCAUAGGAAUGGGACACAUUGGAUUCAAAAUAGCUCAGAGAAGCAAAGGAUUUGACAUGAAGAUCCUCUAUUACAACAGGAACAGAAGAAGUGUUGAGGAUGAGCAGGCAGUGGGAGCAAGUUACUGUCAGAACAUGGACGACCUGCUGAAAGAGUCAGACUUUGUGAUGCUGGUGGUCAACCUCACUCCCGAAACCACCGGGCUGAUCGGCCACAGAGAGCUGUCUCUCAUGAAACCCACAGCAACACUGGUCAAUGUCAGCAGAGGUCUGGUUGUGGACCAGGAUGCUUUAGUCAAAGCUCUGCAGAGUGGAACGAUUCGAGCAGCUGCACUAGACGUGACUCAUCCUGAACCUUUACCAAGGAAUCAUCCUCUGCUUGGUCUUUCUAAUGUGCUGAUCACCCCCCACAUAGGCACCAACACUUACGCAACAACCAGAAGGAUGGUGCAGAGGAUGGUAGAAAAUGCAGUGGCUGCAGUGAAAGGCUUACCUAUUCCCAAUGAAGUCAAGCUAAAAUAACUUAACUGACAGUGCAUUAUCUGUCUGAAUUUAGAAGUGCUGAAUUGUUUCCAUUAGCAUUUCUAAAGGAGAAAUGCUUUUACUUCCUUAUAAAUUAGUUUAAACCUGUUUGGUUGCACGUUGAUCUGUCUAAUGGUCUGCCGCAAUCACUGUGAUAGACAUGAUCAUUUAUGUUACAUUAAGAAAGCUAAUCAAAUUGCUCCUCUGUGUUGGAUAUAAAGUGUUGGAUAUAAACUCAUAUGAUGAUUUUAAAGUUUUAAAAAUAACAACUUUUAAAACAACAUUUUGAUUAAAUGACUGUUACAUUAAAAUGCAAAGUUUAUAUGUAUAUCCUGUGAAAACCUGUUAUCACAGGUCAAAGAUCAUCAAAUGAAUCAAUAAAUAAAUGAAUAAUCAAG
Messenger RNA from Lates calcarifer (barramundi perch), 1883 nucleotides. RefSeq lists its product as uncharacterized. Gene Ontology annotation, molecular function: NAD binding; hydroxypyruvate reductase [NAD(P)H] activity; glyoxylate reductase (NADPH) activity. NCBI's taxonomy places the organism in Eukaryota, Metazoa, Chordata, Actinopteri, Centropomidae. Bases 505 to 1485 code for a protein of 326 amino acids. Gene Ontology annotation, cellular component: cytosol. The record is from RefSeq and is a predicted model, not a curated record. The transcript has 7 exons.